AAAUUGAUGGAUUUUUAGUUUAUCUAUGUGUCAUUCGUCAUAAAUGAAAAUAGGCAUUGAGGUAAUCAACAAUAAAUGUUUAUAUAUUUUUAUCGUAAUUGGUACAAUGAUGAUUUUAUAUGACUGUUAUCGUAGAAAUACAUAACUUAAAAUGGUCAGCUUAUCUCGGAGUUUUAAUACAAAUUCAGGAGGUGCUACAUUUUUCAGCGAAUCUGUAAAUAUGGAUGAUAGAGAACAUCUCCAACCAAUUUUAGACUCGUACGGUGUAUUUAAACCUAUAAGAACGAUUCCGUUGUUUGGUAUUCAUUUAAUAUUCUCGUGUGCUUUGACUAUCAUAGCUAUUUGUUAUGCUGCAAUUCAUCCAGACGAGAAAAGUAAAUGUAGAGAAUAUUUUGUAAUAAUAUAUUUACACAUUGGUUUAUGGUUUUUAACUCUUAUAAUCGAUCGCCUUGUAAAAUGUCACCAUCAUAAUUUAAAAAUAAACGGUUAUUUAGAUUUUUACCAACAAACGCAAUUGCACAUAAGUUUACCAUUCUAUGUAGUAAGUUUAUGGAGUGUCACCUUAAUGUUUCUACAAGCACUUAUGCAACAUUUCUACCCCGACGAUUUUGCUGAGAAAUGUAUUAAAGGAGGCAGCUUAUCUCCAAUAUCGUAUCUUUGUGCUAUUAUUACCUUGGAAUUCUGUGUUAUAGCUGGGAUUAAUAUCAAUUACAUUGCUAAAGUAAUAAAUUUUAACAAACAGAAACCUCUACCUGAUGUUCAAAGAGAGGAAUGGACUAGUACUACUUCACCUGAUUCUUUGGCUCAAAGUGAAGUUGGCUACAGACAACUGGGAGACAAAGUAUAUGAUUUGUUAGAUAAACAGGCAAAGUAUAUAAAUUUCCUUAAGGAGCAUAACGAAAGAUUGGGUGAAAAAACAAUGAUACUGAAUGCCCAACUACAACAACUUCGAGCACAAAGAAAUCAAAACUAAAUAGACAUUUUCCUAGUGAUAUAGAAGCAUUUUGUUAUCAUUAAAUAUUAUUUUUAUACCAAUAAUUUUUAUUUAACUUGUUAACUUUAAAUAACAAUGCUCUAAUCCAAACUUACUAUUACCGUUAUAUACGCAGUGGUAAAUAUUAAUUUCUAGGACUAAUAGUCCUAAAAUGGAGAUACUUCUUUCACGUGAACUUUUUUUUAAACUGAAUAAAGGGGGUACAACCCUAUGGACUUUGAAUUUUUUGUGUGAUUAUAAGGAUUAAAGUUUGAUGAAAAUAUUUUGAAAUUCAUUUUCUAUGAUUUUACUAUGGAACUAAUUAUACAGGGUAGGAUAAAUAGUGAAAUAACAUGUUAAUCCCCAAAUAAAGAAUAAUUAAUCACUCCAAAGGAUUGAAUGUCUCUUAUUAUUGAAUUUAAAAAUAAAUGCAUAGAGAACUAUUCUUAUUUUAUAUUAUUCUGGACCAGCUUGUAUAUAAUGGUGAUAAUCAAUAAUCAUUGUCAUUCUUCGAUAUACAUACUUAUACUUGAAAAUGUCUCUUAAGUAGCAUUUAAGCAGGCUUAAAUUACUUUAGACUGAUAUUUUCUCAAGUUUUUUUUAUUUAGGAACAAAAUCGCCUACUAUUCAAAGUUAAAAGUCACUUAACACGUUAACUGCCGUGAAGUAAAUGGGUUGGAAUAAUUGUGCCAAGUGAAAGAAUAGUGGGUAUCAUAUAAUGUAGUUUUCGACAUUCUUUAGUCUAAUUAUGGAAUUGUGAUCAAUAAUAUUUCAAAUAUCCUUGUUCAUAAUAUGUAUUUUUCGAUUAACGAAAUUAAAUCAAAAUUACAGGUGAUGGAAUUGAAAUUGUUUGAUUUGCGUUUACAUUGAUCAAAUACUAGAUCUGAUGGUUUUGUUGUGGUAUCUCAGAGUUAUGUGCCUUCAGAGUUGUAAUUACAUAAAUUUAGUGAAUAAUUGAAACUAUUUUUUGGUUAGGUAAAAAAAAUGAAUUUAAUCAUUCAAAAUGGUAAAAAAGUGAAGGUUCUUUUUUGAAUUUUUGAUGUUCGGUGAGAAAAGGUUAUUAGAAGAGGAAAUUUGUUGGGAAGUCUCAAUAAUGUAUUUUGUAAAUAAAUAACUUUGAAAUCAUAAUUAAACUAUAUAGAAUACUACUGUGUAACAUUAUUUUUGCUAAUAUAAACGUAUAAAAGUAA
This is a messenger RNA of Diorhabda sublineata, 2163 nucleotides long. RefSeq names its product transmembrane protein 192. The transcript has 4 exons. Lineage: Eukaryota; Metazoa; Arthropoda; Insecta; Coleoptera; Chrysomelidae. The coding region runs from base 152 to 973 and encodes 273 amino acids. The record is from RefSeq and is a predicted model, not a curated record. Gene Ontology annotation, cellular component: late endosome; lysosomal membrane.